Molecule: messenger RNA, 345 nt
Organism: Lathyrus sativus (Indian pea)
Lineage: Eukaryota; Viridiplantae; Streptophyta; Magnoliopsida; Fabales; Fabaceae
Source: the annotation of a GenBank genome assembly
AUGACAACUAGAUACUUAGGCUUUGCAACAUUAGUUCUUACUGCAUGCAUGUUAGGAAUUUCUGUUGAAUUUGAAUGUGGUGGAGAUAUAGUUGCCAUCAAAACUCAAUGUGAACGUUUUGUUCAGAAGGGUGGACCAAAGAUUCCACCAUCAAAAUCAUGUUGUGAAGCAUUGAAAGAUGCUGAUAUCACAUGUUACUGCAAAUAUUUGACUCCUGAUAUUGAGAAAAUGCUCAGCAUAGAAAAAGUAUUGUUUGUUGCUAAAACUUGUCGAUGCAAAAAUAUUCCUACGGACAAGUGUGGAAGUUAUAUUAUUCCUCCUCCUCCUCCUCUAUCAAAGGUUUAA